Zea mays is the source of this 1700-nucleotide messenger RNA. RefSeq lists its product as uncharacterized. The record is from RefSeq and is a predicted model, not a curated record. Gene Ontology annotation, biological process: starch catabolic process; protein dephosphorylation. Gene Ontology annotation, cellular component: chloroplast. Gene Ontology annotation, molecular function: starch binding; carbohydrate phosphatase activity. NCBI's taxonomy places the organism in Eukaryota, Viridiplantae, Streptophyta, Magnoliopsida, Poales, Poaceae. Bases 246 to 1367 code for a protein of 373 amino acids. The transcript is spliced from 15 exons.
UAAUAGACCGAGUCCACGCCACGCGGACGCUCCUCCCACUCCUCUCUUGCCCGCCCGUCCCCGGUCCCCGUCGUCCCUCUCCCUAGUCCCUCCCCUCGUCCGUCGUCCACCUCUGCCACUACGAGCUCGUCCCCGUCUUGUUUCGUCUCCUCUCGUCUCGUCACGCGAGAUAUUUCUACGGGACGGGACCCGCGUUGCUUCCCCGCCUCGCCGUCCCGCGCGCGCCAGCCGGGCCCGGGGAAGCCAUGAACUGCCUCCAGAACCUGCUCAAGGAGCCUCCAAUCGUGGGGUCCAGGUCGAUGAGGCGGCCCUCUCCGCUGAAUCUGGCGAUGGUCCGCGGCGGCAGUCGCCGAUCAAACACCGUCAAAACUUUGCAGGCCCCUGGGGCGUCCACUUCCGGUGCCGAGAGCAGCGCCGUGGAGAUGGGCACCGAGAAGUCCGAAGUGUACAGCACUAACAUGACGCAGGCUAUGGGAGCAGCGUUGACAUAUAGACAUGAACUCGGGAUGAACUACAAUUUCAUACGCCCAGACUUGAUUGUAGGAUCCUGCUUACAGAGUCCACUUGAUGUUGAUAAGCUUCGGAAGAUUGGUGUCAAAACUGUAUUCUGCUUGCAGCAAGAUUCAGAUCUUGAAUAUUUUGGAGUCGACAUCCGUGCCAUUCAAGAUUAUUCUCUACAAUUCAAAGAUAUUGUGCACUGCCGUGCGGAAAUUAGGGAUUUUGAUGCUUUUGAUUUGCGAUUGAGGCUUCCUGCUGUGGUUAGCAAAUUGCACAAACUUAUCAACUGUAAUGGUGGUGUAACAUAUAUACAUUGUACUGCUGGACUUGGAAGAGCUCCUGCUGUUGCAUUGGCUUAUAUGUUCUGGAUUCUUGGGUACAGUCUCAAUGAAGGACAUCGGCUGCUACAGAGUAAAAGGGCUUGCUUUCCGAAGUUGGAAGCCAUUAAGUUGGCAACUGCUGACAUUCUGACAGGAUUAUCCAAAAACACAAUCACUUUGAAGUGGGAAGCUGAUGGUUCUUCCUCUGUUGAAAUUUCUGGGCUCGACAUUGGCUGGGGUCAGAGAAUUCCUUUGACAUAUGAUGAGGAGAAAGGAGCUUGGUUUCUUGAGAAAGAGUUGCCUGAAGGACGGUAUGAAUACAAAUACGUAGUGGAUGGCAAAUGGCUAUGCAACGAGCAUGAGCUGAUAACGAAACCGAAUGCUGACGGCCACGUGAACAACUAUGUUCAGGUCUCCAGAGACGGCACGAGCGAUGAAGAGAAGGAGCUUAGGGAGCGGUUGACUGGUCCGGACCCUGAUCUCACGGACCAGGAGAGGCUGAUGAUCAGAGAGUACUUGGAACAGUACGCGGAUGCCGCCGAGCGCUAGGAGAAGAAUGAUGAUGACUGAGGAAGAGAAGAGACACACCAUGAGACGACGGACCGAAGCCGACCUGACCGCACCUUCCUUUACGGAGAGGUCGGGCUUCCCCUCUCUUGUCAAUCAAAUACUCGUAGCUUAACCGUGCAAAAGGGCACGUUCUGCUCGCAUACUUGGAGAAUGAUGAUGAAGGAGCAAACUGUACGUAUUGUUGAACAGCAGCUGUGCAGAAAUAACAAAGGUAGUAGCGUAAAACUACUGUACUGACCAUAAUGUUACUACUGUAUGCUCCUUCUUGGCUAUGAAUAAUAAUAAUAAUAAUAAAAGAGUAAAUAAACCUCA